Messenger RNA from Ceraceosorus guamensis, 956 nucleotides. RefSeq lists its product as hypothetical. The transcript has a single exon. The record is from RefSeq and is a predicted model, not a curated record. NCBI's taxonomy places the organism in Eukaryota, Fungi, Basidiomycota, Exobasidiomycetes, Ceraceosorales, Ceraceosoraceae. The coding region runs from base 205 to 762 and encodes 185 amino acids.
UUUGAUUCAUCCUUGACGGACCACAAGAAUGGUGGCGCACUCAAGCUUGCUUGCCCACGUUGGCCCACGGACACGCGUACCGCGCAUUCCUUGCAGCUGCGAGGUUCUGCCACGAAAGAGCGCCAUUCAUAGAGAACCGGGGUAGAGGCGAGCAAGCUGCGGGAGGGGCGGGCAUCAUCAGUCUGAGAGCUAUGUCAUCACUGCAUGCUCCGGCCGUCACCCCGAAUCGCGCUCAAUCACGAAUGGAGUCCAUCUUCCAGGUUGGCACUCUCGAUCUCGAGAGGCCACCCGACGAGUCAUCCACGUCUCGUUGCGUCACAGUCAAGAGUCCAUAUGACCUUAGAUGAGCGUCAUGUGAAGAUGGAUAGAGAAGACAUCAUAUAUCAAGCAAAUCGCGAAGGUGAUCGAGGAUGCCGAAGGUGUGCACGACAAUCGAGAUUCGACUCAUUCCAUCGCAGCCACGCAUCCUGUUUGACCAACUUUACGAACGGCAUGACUAUCCCGUGCAUGCAUGGCUGCAUGGGCCUGCCACAAAGCAAGUUGCGAGAAGUCCGUGCGCGCGGUUUUUUACUGGGAAUGCAUGCUAGCGGUGCUCCAAGAUACACUGUUGCAGGAAGUAGAUUCCAGCACAGUCGUGAGUCACGAGUAAGAGUGAGGACGAAGAUGACGUGCUCCUCCUUGCCGCCGCUCCCUGGUUGCAGCGUACCCCUACACCCUGCGAACCAUUCGGGAGAACGUCAUCGUGAGAGGUGGGUGGUCUGAAGGGUGCGACCGACGUGUGAUGAACAAAACUUGAUACACGACACGUGCUCACCAGCAGCAUCUCGUUGAGCUUCGAGGGAGUACCGGGUAAGCCGACCCAUACCAGACCGAUGACUCUAGGUAGCCCAUGCAGCUGCGCUUGAAACGUCUUCGUCAUCGGAUUCGGUCCGAGAUGGAUGCUCUGAUUGCUUGCU